CUUGGUUCUUGUAUGGGCAUUACAGACCAAGGGGUUUCUGCAAUCUUCAGCAAUUGUCCAAACAUCUGCACGCUAAUCGUUACAGGUUGUAGGCAUCUGUCCGGUGCUGGAUUCAGAGGUUGUUCAAGUUCAUUGCGUUACCUUGAAGCCGAGUCUUGCAUGCUUUCUCCAGACGGUUUGUUGGAUAUAGCUAGUGGCAGUGGACUCAAGUAUCUGAACUUGCAGAAGUUAAGAAGCUCCACUGGUCUGGAUGGCCUCGGUAACCUUGCGCUCACUAAAAGCCUCUGCAUUCUGAAUCUCAGGAUGUGUCGCUACCUCACAGACGAUUCCGUGGCAGCAAUAGCCGGUGGGUGCCCGUUGCUCAAGGAGUGGAACCUUGCUCUUUGCCAUGGGGUCCAUCUACCUGGCUGGUCUGCGAUCGCGAUGUACUGCAGUAAGCUAAGAGUGCUGCAUGUGAACCGCUACCGGCACAUCUGCGACCAGAGCUUGCUGGCCCUUAGCAAUGGCUGUCCGCGCCUUGAAGCUGUGCAUAUCAAUGGUUGUGCCAAGGUCACCAACAAUGGCCUGGCCUUGUUUACCCUUUCCAGGCCCCACGUGAACCUUAGGGUGUAUGAAGUUAUGUCCAUUGGCCCUUCCAUUGAGAAUUUGUUCCGAUUGCAUUGAGGUGAAAUUGUUAGUUAGGUUUUCGAAGUUUGGGAUUAAA
Molecule: messenger RNA, 703 nt
Organism: Zea mays
Lineage: Eukaryota; Viridiplantae; Streptophyta; Magnoliopsida; Poales; Poaceae
Product: F-box/LRR-repeat protein 12-like
Exons: 1
Biological process (GO): SCF-dependent proteasomal ubiquitin-dependent protein catabolic process
Cellular component (GO): SCF ubiquitin ligase complex
Source: RefSeq, a predicted model, not a curated record